AUGUUAUCAGCAUUAUUUUUUUCCUUUCCUUUUUUUUUUCUUUCGUCGUGUGUUUUGUUUGCGUUCCUGUGUUUGGACUUGGACGAAUUCAAUACUGAACCCACCACAACAUUUUUCCACCUCUUUCUAUCUCUCUCUAUCUAUCUCUCUCUCUAUCUAUCUCUCUCUCUAUCUCUCUAUCUCUAUUUCUCACAGGCACACACACACACAUACACGCACGCGCGUCGCGCUCUUUCGCAUUCUCUCUCUCUCUCUCUCUCUCUCUCUCUCUCUCUCUCUCUCCGUCCUCCUAUUUAUCACUCCUCUCUCUCUACAUAUAUAACGUGUGGUCUGAAUAAUCAGUACUACUAUUUCUCUCUCUCUCCCCUCUUCACAUACACUACACACAUGGUUUCUUCCGGUGUCCGCCCGACCGGCAAUUCAUCCGUUUCUUCACCAACCCUUCUGUCUCGUUUUGUCUGCGCCCCCCAUCCGCCUUUCUUUUUUCUUUUUUUCUUUCUUUCUUUUCGGAAAGAUCAGUCACGGUCUAGCGCAAAAGAAAUGAAGAAAAAAUUCCAUUGCAAAGAAACCAAAAUGGAGGAUGCGAAUUUCCGAUUUAUUCUUCCUUAUUUUCUUCAUUUCAAUUUCUCUUCUUUCUUUUUCUUUCUUCCUUUCUUUCUUUCUUCUUUCUUUCUUUCUUUCUUUCUACACUGUCAUUUUCUUAAAUUUAUUUUUUCCUUCUCUUUUUUGCUGUCAUCUCCUUUGCUAUGUUUGAUUUCUCCUCUCCUUUCUCCUUUAUUGUCUUCUCUUUUUCUCUAUUUUCUUCGUCCAUUUCUCUUUCUUUUUUUUUUUUGCCUUUUAUUUUCUUUCUCCUUUCUCUUUCUUUUUUUUUCUUUCUCUCAUCUCUCUCUCUCUCUUUCUCUCUCUCUCUCUCUCUUUCACUCUUUUUGCCAAUGA
Molecule: messenger RNA, 936 nt
Organism: Acanthosepion pharaonis
Lineage: Eukaryota; Metazoa; Mollusca; Cephalopoda; Sepiida; Sepiidae
Source: the annotation of a GenBank genome assembly